This is a messenger RNA of Trichoderma gamsii, 534 nucleotides long. RefSeq names its product peptidyl-prolyl cis-trans isomerase ssp-1. NCBI's taxonomy places the organism in Eukaryota, Fungi, Ascomycota, Sordariomycetes, Hypocreales, Hypocreaceae. Gene Ontology annotation, molecular function: protein binding; peptidyl-prolyl cis-trans isomerase activity. The record is from RefSeq and is a predicted model, not a curated record. Bases 1 to 534 code for a protein of 177 amino acids. Gene Ontology annotation, cellular component: cytosol; nucleus. The transcript has 4 exons.
AUGUCUGAAACCGGUCUCCCUCCAAACUGGGAGGUUCGACACUCCAACUCCAAGAACCUGCCCUACUACUUCAACUCGGCCGAGCGAACCUCACGAUGGGAGCCCCCCGCGGGCACCGACAGCGAGAAGCUUAAGCACUACAUGGCUGCCCACCACAGCGCCGGUUCGCGGCCCGGAGCCGUGCCAGGCGUCCCCGAAGGCAAGAUUCGAGCUGCCCACCUGCUAGUCAAGCACCGAGACAGUCGACGGCCGAGCAGCUGGCGCGAGGCCGAAAUCACACGAUCCAAAGAAGAGGCCAUGGAAAUCAUCAAGGCCCACGAGCAGACCAUCCGAUCUGGCGCCUCCACGCUUGGCGACCUUGCGCCCACCGAGUCCGACUGCUCGUCUGCCCGCAAGCGAGGCGAUCUGGGCUAUUUCGGCCGCGGCGAGAUGCAAAAGGAGUUUGAGGACGUUGCCUUUACGCUCAAGGUGGGAGAGCUGAGCGAUGUUGUGUCGACGGCGAGCGGGCUGCACUUGAUUGAGAGGCUGGAAUAA